Amphimedon queenslandica is the source of this 919-nucleotide messenger RNA. RefSeq names its product methionine synthase-like. Gene Ontology annotation, biological process: homocysteine metabolic process; tetrahydrofolate metabolic process. The transcript is spliced from 7 exons. Lineage: Eukaryota; Metazoa; Porifera; Demospongiae; Haplosclerida; Niphatidae. The annotation marks the transcript as partial. Gene Ontology annotation, cellular component: cytosol. The record is from RefSeq and is a predicted model, not a curated record. Gene Ontology annotation, molecular function: methionine synthase activity.
AUUUUAGGUGAAGAGUUUAAGGAUCAUCCCAAGCCAUUAAGAGGAGACAAUGACCUCCUCUGUCUAACACAACCUGACAUCAUUUAUAAUAUACACAAACAAUAUUUUGAAGCAGGUGCUGAUUUCUCUGAGACCAACACAUUCAAUGGAACAUCAAUUUCACAAUCUGACUACGGAUUAGAGCAUUUGGUUUAUCGUAUUAAUAAAUCAGCUGCUGAAAUUGCCAGGCGAGCAGCUACUGAUGUCAGCAAAGCAACAGGUUUACCCAAGUACGUUGUCGGAGCACUGGGUCCAACCAACAGAACACUGUCAGUAUCACCCUCAGUAGAGAGACCUGACUUCAGGAAUAUUACAUUUGAUGAACUGGUUGAUUCAUAUUCAGAGCAGGCCCAAGGUCUUCUUGAUGGUGGGGUUGAUGUCCUAAUGGUGGAGACCAUCUUUGAUACAGCAAACUCCAAGGCUGCUCUAUACGCCAUCGAGACUCUCUUUGAAUCAAAAUACAAACCAAUACCAGUCUUUGUGUCGGGUACUAUAGUUGAUAAAAGUGGAAGGACUUUGUCUGGUCAGACGUCUGAGGCCUUCCUGUUCAGUGUGACACACUCCAAACCACUCUGUAUUGGUCUUAACUGUGCUUUAGGUGCUACUGAGAUGCGUCCGUUCAUUCAAACUGUCAGUAGAUCAACUGAAGCUUUUGUACUCUGUUAUCCUAAUGCUGGUAUGUUAUCCUAAUGCUGGUAUCUUACCCUAAUGCUGGUAUGUUAUCCUAAUGCUGGUAUGUUACCCUAAUGCUGGUAUGUUACCCUAAUGCUGGUAUGUUACCCUAAUGCUGGUAUGUUACCCUAAUGCUGGUAUGUUACCCUAAUGCUGGUAUGUUACCCUAAUGCUGGUAUGUUACCCUAAUGCUGGUAUGUUAUCCUAA